Molecule: messenger RNA, 1745 nt
Organism: Cygnus atratus (black swan)
Lineage: Eukaryota; Metazoa; Chordata; Aves; Anseriformes; Anatidae
Gene: WNT9B
Product: Wnt family member 9B
Exons: 5
Coding region: 201-1124 (307 amino acids)
Biological process (GO): neuron differentiation; multicellular organism development; cell fate commitment
Cellular component (GO): extracellular region
Molecular function (GO): cytokine activity; frizzled binding
Source: RefSeq, a predicted model, not a curated record
CGGGUGCUCUGCCAAGGGGAGGGGGCGCGCCGAGGUUCCGCGGGGGCGCUCGGUCCCUGGGGAGCGCACCUGCAACGACAGCCGGCGCUGCGGGGACACCCGGCGGGGCGUCCUGGGGGGAGAGCCUGACCGGGAAAGAAGCUCUGACCCACUUUCCUUCCCUGGGACCCUCAACAAAUUCUGCCCAGGGAAAAGUUCACAUGAAGCAGUGUGACUUGCUGAAGCUGUCCCGCAAGCAGAAGAGGCUUUGCCGGAGGGAGCCUGGCUUGGCAGAGACAUUGCGUGAUGCCAUCCGGCUUGGGAUCAUGGAGUGCCAGUACCAGUUUCGCAGUGAGCGCUGGAACUGCAGCCUGGAAGGACGGACUAGUCUGCUGAAGCGAGGUUUUAAGGAAACUGCCUUCCUAUAUGCAGUGUCUUCUGCAGCUCUCACCCACUCAUUGGCCAGAGCAUGUAGUGCUGGGCGCAUGGAGCGCUGCACUUGUGAUGACUCCCCAGACCUGGAGAACCGCAAGGCCUGGCAAUGGGGUGUUUGUGGAGACAACCUCAAAUACAGCACAAAGUUCCUGAAAAAAUUCCUGGGUCAGAAGAGGAUUGGCAAAGACCUACGGGCCAAGGUGGACAUCCACAACACCAAUGUUGGCAUCAAGGCUGUGAAAAACGGUCUCAAAACCACAUGCAAGUGCCAUGGCGUCUCUGGUUCAUGUGCUGUCCGGACAUGUUGGAAGCAGCUUUCGCCUUUCCAUGAAGUUGGACGACUCCUCAAGUUGCGCUAUGAUGAUGCUGUCAAGGUCUUCAGCACCACCAAUGAUGCUGUGGGCCACUCAGAGCUGGCCAGCCCACAGAGACACAGCCAUUCCACCAAGCACCCUGCUUCGCCCCGUGCCACUGACCUGGUGUAUGUGGAAGACUCCCCCAGUUUCUGCCGGCCCAGCAAAUACUCCCUGGGAACUGCUGGGAGGACCUGCUCUCGCGAGGGCAACUGUGACAGCAUGUGCUGUGGACGAGGCUAUAACACCCAGAGCCGGUUGGUUACCUUCUCUUGCCACUGUCAGGUGCAGUGGUGUUGCUAUGUUGAGUGCCAACAGUGCAUGCAAGAAGAGGUGGUCUACAGCUGCAAGCAGUAAAAUCAGCUCUAGAGGGUCCAAACAAAUCCUAGAGUACAAGAAAGAAGUAUGGAGAGUGGGACAUAAUUCUCUACUGUGGGGCAUCCAAGGACAUGGCAUCUUCUCUGGCUCAGCAUCAUGCUUUGGACUACUUUGAUGAUUGUACAGAACAAGUGCACUCCAAAGCCAGGUGUAACCCCCAUUGGUAUCUGCUCAGUUACCACAUGACAGGCAGAAGAGCUCGCUGGAGGUUAAGCAGCAAGGCUUGACAGUUAUUGUCCACUAAAGUGAGCAGCCGAGCCUAAUGUGUGGUCAUUCAUUACAGACUUUCUGAAUGGUCAGCUGCAGUAUUAGAGCUGGUCAAAGGUUUCUCCAAACAUUUACCAUCCAUUAAAAGCUAACCUUUCUGUGUGUAUAUUUGAGCUUUGAAUUCUUGAAUAGCUGCGGGCUAUGCAUAAGACUCAGUGCUUCUCUGGGGGUCUAUUACACUGUCAAACACAGCUCAGCCUUCCUAAACACCCCAGCAGCAUUCCUGAAGUGGACUCUCCCUCCCCGCCUCCCAUCACUCCUCCAGGAGGCUGAAAGCCGUGAACAGCUCGCUGGCAGCUGGACAUUCCUUAUGGGCACUGUCAAGUUUGCUGG